AUUAAUGUGACAACUCGUCCAUUAAGACGUUAUUUUAACCAUUCAGCUGUAUUGAUUAAAACUCCAUUUUACAUUGAGAUGCAAGGCAUAUGCCUACUACAAGUUAUUUUCAUCUUAACAUUCCUAAUUUCAUCAGAAGUACAAGAUGUGAUAGGAUCAGGUCACUCCUGUCUCAGAUUGCGUCCUGCAGACGACGGACAGACGAGCGUCACGUUUCUGCGAGGGGACACGGCCGGCGUGCGCUCCCUGUACCUCAGCCUGUGGUCCGAAGACAUGCGAUUGGUAACGUGCGAAUUAAACACCGACCCACGAGUCACAGAAAGAUACCGUGCUAUUUGCGACAGAAUCGACAGCCGGGGUCAAGAAGAAGAAGUCAUCCAGAGGUUUAACAUCAGUGCGUUGUUGGCUCCGGAGGCUCCCUGCGCACUUGUCUCCUCCAGUGCGCCAAGGUUCACCAGGCGAAGAGAUGGGACAGAGGGGAGAGCGCGGAGAAAACGCGCCUGGAUAUUUCCAGGGACGCUGUGGUGCGGCACUGGAAGCAAAGCGAUCGGAUAUGAACAGUUAGGGAUGUUUGAGAGUGUAGAUAGAUGCUGCCGUGAGCACGACCACUGUCUGCAUAUCAUUCCAUCUUUCACAGUGAAUUAUGGAGUCUUCAACCCCAAAUUCUUCACCGUCUCACACUGUGACUGUGACCAAAGGUUUCGACAGUGCCUUCUUGGUGUGAAUGACACCAUUUCCAGUAUGGUUGGCUACAGCUUCUUCAACAUUCUGCGGGUUCCCUGCUUUGAGCUCAAACAGCAGAAGAGAUGCACUGAGAUGUACUGGUGGGGAAUGUGCAAAGUUGCCAAAGAGGCUCCAUAUGCUAUCUUCAAAAGCCCCCUUCUUUACAACACCUCUGAUGUUGCACGCAAAUAUGGAGACAACGCUGACAGCAACAACUUAACAAGUAGUGAGGGGAAGCACGUUACCAAAAGCAAACAAAGAUGUAACUCCAGAGAACCACCCAGAGGAGACACUUUCUACCGCCGAAGGACAAUGGGGAAAGGAUGUAAAAGACACCAGAAAUUCAAUACAGUAGCACCAUCCCAAAUGCCCCCAAUAUCAAGAGCACCCACCACUAUUGUUUCAAUGAAAAAGGCUCUUAUAAAUGCUUCUAAUAGUAAAGCAUUGAUGUCAAAUAAAAAAAGAACUGGAAAAGAGAAGAGCACCAAAAAGGGGCUGUUGGCUUAUCUGACACAGCAAAGCCAAUUUCCACCACAGGUGACCGCAAACUCUUAUCCACAAACAACAUCUGCAACAACGAGUGCCCCAUCUUUAACACUGAAGCCAGCACUCCAGCUACACUUGCCAAGAGCCAUCACAGAAGCGACCAAAACUCACAAAAAAGUUUCAAAACUAAGUCGCUGUUGUGGACUCGGGAUCCCUCUGAAAGGUGACACUUCUCAGCCUCAUUGUAAAAGUUGUCUUGAACAAAAAACAAAAUCUCACAAGGCAACUGUUACACCGUCUACAACUACAUACGGAUUACAGAUCGAAGUGUCAACUCUUGAGACACUGCAGCCCAAAAAGACAACAGAAACACCCAAGGAAGACACUUUGAAAACACUCCAGAGUACAGCUUCCUCUGCUACACUAGUCACAACAAAACUAAAGACAGCAGCCUCCAUUCAUAAAGAUGACAAGCCACUAAAGCAGGUGGAUUCCCAUCUACUAUGGAAUUACAAGAGCCAGGAGCCCAUGGGUGCAACCCAAGCCCAAAACACAGAAACAAAGCGAGGCCUGAAACAAAAUAUUGCAUUACAUAAUAUGACAGACAAUCAGCGCCUGUGUAGAAGCCUCAAACAUCUGGAUGAUUGUAAAUACAAAAUCCCUCCUUUGGAGAAGAAGUAUGAUCUGCAGAACAUGGAGUCAAAGACUGCCUACAACUGUCAUUGUACCAGCCGCUUGGCGGUUCAGAUUGAAAUCUUCAAGCAACCCAGUACUCUCCCCAGGCUACUGAUGGACUUCGUCUCUCAGUACUGCUUUAAACUGCCAAAGCAGAAAAAGUGCCACAGUAGAAAAAGCUGUUCUGGAGGCUUCACUAAAGCCUCUGACCUACUUCGAGCACUUAAGAAGAUGGAGGAAAGAGACGCUGCUCUGGUGCGAAAUUCAAGCGAUGACAGGAAAAGAGGGAUUCCUGUUCGCCUUUAUAAGCGAUGCCUAAGGCUGGAAAGAGAAUAUGAUAUUAUGGCACAACUCACAUGAUUCAUAGACUAAGCUGCCUUGUCCAGCAACAAUGAAUUUUAUAAACAACACAUUUUGGGCAUUUUCUGUUUCUCUGAUUGUGUAAAAAAUGGCAGUAUGUAGGAUAUAUUCAAGGACUCAAACCAUGUACUAUAUAUAAUAUAUUUGUAAGUAUGCCGUGGAUGUAUAUUUAAUGUAAAGAACAGUAAUAUAAAACUGAAAAUCAGAUUGUGCAUUGAAAAUGUAAUAAAAGUAUUUAUUUUGUGUUUAUGUUUGAAUUUAGUAAUUGAUUUAAAUUUAAUGUGUCAGGGGCAUUUUCACAGAUGAUCACGGGGUGGCAUUCUAAUAUCUGCACUGCAUAUUGAUAAAAUAUGAAAAAAAUAUAACUAGAUCUACUGCUUUCCAAGACAAUACACAACAAAUAAGAAAUUAUUGGUUCACGUCAUAACUUAAGGAAUACUUAUUAAUUAUUGGAAACAAACAUUGUAGUGUGAUCUGUAGGCCUACCGUCCUCUUAUUUUGUAAUCUAUUAUACAGUAAAAUAUAUUUUACUACAUACUGUAAAACACCCUGAUAUGAAAAACUAUUUGUGAGAACUGCAACCGCUUCAAUGUGCAUCCCAUCUGUCCUUUCAUUUUAUAGUCUCCAGCUCUUGCAAUGUGUUGCAUCAGUGUAUCUUCUUCUUUACAAGGUAUGAGAGAUGGAAAUUGAUUACAUCAGAUAUGUGAAAUAAAUUGUAUGAUCCAU
Micropterus salmoides (largemouth bass) is the source of this 2970-nucleotide messenger RNA. RefSeq names its product group 3 secretory phospholipase A2-like. Gene Ontology annotation, molecular function: A2-type glycerophospholipase activity. The coding region runs from base 79 to 2244 and encodes 721 amino acids. NCBI's taxonomy places the organism in Eukaryota, Metazoa, Chordata, Actinopteri, Centrarchiformes, Centrarchidae. Gene Ontology annotation, biological process: phospholipid metabolic process; arachidonate secretion. The record is from RefSeq and is a predicted model, not a curated record. The transcript is spliced from 7 exons.